This is a messenger RNA of Colletotrichum karsti, 1755 nucleotides long. RefSeq lists its product as uncharacterized. The record is from RefSeq and is a predicted model, not a curated record. The transcript has a single exon. Gene Ontology annotation, biological process: transmembrane transport. Lineage: Eukaryota; Fungi; Ascomycota; Sordariomycetes; Glomerellales; Glomerellaceae. Gene Ontology annotation, molecular function: transmembrane transporter activity. The coding region runs from base 1 to 1755 and encodes 584 amino acids.
AUGGCCGGCCAAGUCGACAACCUUUCAAACGACAGACCGGCGCCUGGCAGCCAAGAUGGAGACGGAAGCAGGGAGAAGAGAGGCAGCACCGAUCAGGGCGAGGGGAGCAUCACGACCGCCGACGAGGCCACGGCCGCCAAGACAACACCAACCCGCAGCAAGGCCCAGACCUCGAUCCUCAUGCUGGCGCUCUGCAUGGCCGUCUUCCUCGCCGCGCUCGACGCCGUGAUCAUCACGACCGCCCUCCCGACCAUCUCCCGCGAGAUCGGCGCCUCGGACUCGGGCUUCGCGUGGAUCGGCGCGGCGUACCUCCUCGCCAACGCCGCCUCGGUGCCGUUCUGGGGCAAGGUCAGCGACAUAUUCGGACGCAAGCCGAUCCUCGUCAUCGCGAACGUCGUGUUCAUGGUCGGGAGCCUGGUGGGCGCGCUGGCGGGGACGCUGACGAUGCUCGUCGCCGGACGGGCCGUGCAGGGCCUGGGCGCCGGCGGUCUGCAGGCGCUGGUGAACAUCACGAUCGGCGACCUCUUCAGCCCCAGGGAGCGCGGCGCGUAUUUCGGCAUGAUCGGGGCCGUGUGGGGGCUGGCGUCGGGGAUUGGGCCGCUGGUCGGGGGCGGGUUGACGGAGAACAUAUCCUGGCGGUGGUGUUUCUGGAUUAACCUUCCCAUCUCGGGGGUGUCGCUGCUCAUUCUGAUCUUCUUCCUCAAGAUUCACACGCCCAAGACGCCGCUGGUGAAGGGCCUCAUGGCCAUCGACUGGCUCGGUUCCGUCACCUUCACGGGAGCGACGCUGAUGCUCCUUCUCGGUUUGCAGUUCGGUGGGCUGAGGAACCCCUGGGGCAGCCCGACGGUCGUCUGCUUGAUCGUAUUCGGGUGCGUGGGCUUCGGCGUGUUCGCGCUCGUCGAGAAGUUCCUGGCAAAGUACCCCCUCAUGCCGCGGUCUCUCUUCCGCGAGGUCUCGGUGGUGUUCUGCUACGUGGCCUGCUUCUGCCACGGCCUCGGCUUCGCGGCCAUCGCCUUCUUCCUCCCGCUGUACUUCCAGACGGUCCUCGGCGCGGGGCCGAUCCAGUCCGGCGUGUGGCUCCUCGCGACGGCGCUGCCGCUGGCGUUCUGCACCAUCGCGGUCGGCGUGACGAUCAAGAAGACGGGACGGUACAACGAGAUCAUCCGGGCGGCGAUGGCGCUGACGGUGUUGUCAUUCGGCUUGUUCAUCACGCUGCCGGCGCGGAGGGACUGGCCGAAACUCAUCCUCUUUCAGAUCCUCGCCGCGCUGGGCAUAUCGCCGAACCUGCAGGCCCUGCUCAUCGCGUUGCAGGCGCUGGUGAGGCAGCAGGACCUGGCGGUGGGGACGGCGACGUUCGCGUUUGUCAGGCACAUUGCGCUCGGGAUCGGGGUGGUGGUCGGACAGGUCAUCUUCCAGAGCGUCAUGGGGCGGCACGCGGCGGCUCUGGUUGAGGCGGGGAUUCCGGAGGACGUCGCGGCGAAGUUGGGCGCCGGAUCGACGAUUGCCGCGCACGGGUUGAUCGAUGGUCUUUCACGGGUGCAGCAAGAUCUCGUGAGGGCGGCGGUCACGGACAGCAUCAGCAAGCUGUGGAUAUUCUUUUGCGUGGCGUCUGGGGUCGGAUUUCUCUCGACGUUUUUCAUUAGACAGAUUGAGCUGCGGCAAACUCACACCGAGACGAAGACGGGGUUGGAGGUUGAGGAGGCCAAGGUUGUCGAGGGCGGGCGUGAAAAGAAGCGGGAUGAGGAGGAAGGUUAG